Saxophila tyrrhenica is the source of this 798-nucleotide messenger RNA. RefSeq lists its product as uncharacterized. The transcript has 2 exons. The record is from RefSeq and is a predicted model, not a curated record. Gene Ontology annotation, molecular function: monooxygenase activity; heme binding; oxidoreductase activity, acting on paired donors, with incorporation or reduction of molecular oxygen. NCBI's taxonomy places the organism in Eukaryota, Fungi, Ascomycota, Dothideomycetes, Mycosphaerellales, Extremaceae. Bases 1 to 798 code for a protein of 265 amino acids.
AUGGCGAUGUCAGUGACGGUCCCCAGGCUGAAUGUCCUGAUACCCUACUCAAGUACCUACAGCACCCAUAGUCUAUUUGAUGAUGAGAAGGCAAGUAAGGCCACUCGGCCGUUUGACUCUCAUGUCUCCUAUUUGGUCUCUCAUCGUGCUGUUCUAUGCCUCGACAAGCACCCCACAUCUCCUUCUCUACAAGCAACAUGCCUCACAACAUUCUACUUCCUCUAUCGUGCUGCUCUAUCACGGCCCAUCCCAGGCAUUCCUUACAAAGCCCCCCAGUUCAACAGUGUUCUGGGAAGCUUCCCUGACCAACAGCAACAUGGAAAGCGCCGCGGCGGCCAGCUUCGAUACAUGGGACAUCUGAUGAACGAGCUCAACUUCCCCGUCAUGCAGUUUUUCGCCCGUCCUUGCGGCAGACCAUGGGCUCUUGUCGCCGACCUCCACGAAGCCCGGGAUGUUCUAACUCGCCGCACCCGGGAGUUCGAUCGCCGCAAGUUUUUCGGAGAUGUGACGCGAGCACUACUUCAUCUUCUUGCAGGGACGGUCGGACCUAUGGUAGAGAAGAUGGUACGAGAUUUGAUCGGCUUGUGGACCAAGAAGUCUCGAUUAGCGGAUGGGCGGCCGUUCAAUGGCAAGACCGACGUCUACGAGGAGGCCUUGGGAGUUGUCUGGACUGUGACAUUUGGAUCAGACUCCGCAUCGACGACGCAUCAGCCGUCUCUGCUCUCAAACCUCGACACCGUCGCUUUGCCGGCUGGCACGGACCAUCUUUCGACUUCCCAAGCGCGCGAUGGCAUCUAA